UAUACAAAAAAUUAAAUAAUUCGGUUCUGAUUAUGACAUAUAUAUAAUAGUGGUAACAUUGAAUAUAUCAUCACGGCCAUUUUAGUAAUAAAAGUGCAGUUGUUUUGUCUAUUGGAAGUGUAAAGUGUUUAAUAAUUAUCCAAAAUAUCUGAAGGCAUCUUAAAUAAUUUAAUUAUUUUGGACACUGCUAUAAGCAGUACUAAUAUUCGCCUAGAUGGCUGAAACAGAUAAAUUGAAUAUUGAUAAUAUUAUUGCUCGUCUUCUUGAAGUUCGUGGAGCAAGGCCGGGGAAAAAUGUUCAGUUGACCGAAAAUGAAAUUCGUGGUUUGUGCUUGAAGUCUCGAGAAAUAUUUUUAUCGCAACCAAUAUUACUGGAACUUGAAGCGCCUCUGAAAAUUUGUGGUGACAUUCAUGGUCAGUAUUAUGAUUUAUUACGACUUUUCGAAUACGGUGGUUUUCCACCAGAAUCAAAUUAUUUAUUUUUGGGAGAUUACGUAGAUCGUGGUAAACAAUCACUUGAAACAAUAUGUUUAUUAUUGGCAUAUAAAAUAAAAUAUCCGGAAAAUUUUUUCCUUUUACGUGGCAAUCAUGAAUGCGCCUCAAUUAAUCGCAUUUAUGGUUUUUAUGAUGAAUGCAAGCGAAGGUAUAACAUCAAAUUAUGGAAAACAUUCACAGAUUGCUUUAAUUGUUUGCCAGUCGCAGCAAUUGUCGAUGAGAAAAUAUUUUGUUGUCAUGGUGGACUUAGCCCAGAUUUACAAAGUAUGGAACAAAUUCGACGUAUUAUGAGACCUACAGAUGUUCCCGAUCAAGGCCUUUUAUGUGAUUUAUUAUGGUCAGAUCCAGAUAAAGAUACAAUGGGUUGGGGUGAGAACGAUCGUGGUGUUAGUUUUACAUUUGGUGCGGAAGUCGUUGCCAAAUUUUUAAAUAAACAUGAUUUUGAUUUAAUAUGUCGAGCGCAUCAAGUUGUUGAAGAUGGCUAUGAAUUUUUCGCAAAACGACAAUUAGUAACAUUGUUUUCAGCACCAAAUUAUUGUGGUGAAUUUGAUAAUGCCGGUGCAAUGAUGUCCGUGGACGAAACAUUGAUGUGCUCAUUCCAGAUUUUAAAACCGGCUGACAAACGUAAAUUUCAGUAUGGCAAUUUAAAUGCAGGCCGUCCAGUAACACCACCACGGGGAGCCACCAAUAAGAAUAAGAAGAAGUAAGCGUUUCCCUCCUCUCUCUCCCACUACUAUCAUAUUCGUACAGAUUUGGAUGGUUUUCAUUUUGUACAAAUAUAUAUACAUAUAUAUAUAUUAAAAAAACAUCAUUAUGGCAUUAACCAUUUCAUUAGCGGAAACAGUAUAUACAUUUAUUGAUAAAUUUCAUGUAGGGAAAAAUUUUGAAUCAAGUUGGCAACAUAAAAAACUUUUACAAAUUUACUAUUAAUCGUAUGUAUAUUAAUAAUAUAGAUUGGAAGCACAUGAUAUCAAAUCUGCUAUUAUAUGGAUUUAUGAAAGAUUUUGUGCGAUUUAGGCAAAUUAAAGAAGUGAUUGAUAGGUAAAAGUUUAUCGUAAGAUUAUAAAUUCAAGUCUCUUCCUUGUUGGUAUGACACUUCUGGUAGUAGAAGAGGAGUUAUUCUGAAAGAUGGCCUUAUACAUAAAAUAAAAUGGCCACCAAUCGACUGCGGUUUAUAUAUUCCGUUUAUAAUGUCUGCCGGUACAAUUUUAUUAAAACAAUCAUUGCUGGUAUCGACAGAAAGUCAUUUCUGUAAAAUAUGAAAC
Molecule: messenger RNA, 1759 nt
Organism: Chrysoperla carnea
Lineage: Eukaryota; Metazoa; Arthropoda; Insecta; Neuroptera; Chrysopidae
Product: serine/threonine-protein phosphatase alpha-2 isoform
Exons: 3
Coding region: 215-1201 (328 amino acids)
Cellular component (GO): cytoplasm; nucleus
Molecular function (GO): protein serine/threonine phosphatase activity
Source: RefSeq, a predicted model, not a curated record